GCCCGGAAGCGCAGGCGCGGGCGGGAACCCGGCGCCCGGCGCGCAGAGCAGGGACGCGGGAGGAGCUCCCCCACGCUCGGCGACCCCUAAGUGUGCUCUGCCCUGGUUCCCGGGCGGACCUACGUGUGACGUGAAAGCGGCUGCGGGAGCGCCUGCUCCGGCCGUGAAGUAGGGUCCCGUGGCCCUUUCCCCCCACUGCUCUCCCUGUCGCCCCCAGGACAGAUGAGGUCCUGGGCGUCCCAAAGCUGAUGAGUGUGAAGGUUGAAGCCUCCCUGGGCCCUGCCUGAGCAGGCUUGCCUGACAAGCUGGGACAUGCCUGCCCCUGGAGGACCGUCGGUGGUCGAUGGCUGCGGUGGUGGAGGGGUUGGAGCCGGAGGAAGCGGGAGCUGCAGAAGACACGGCAGGACUUGCAGUGAAGGCUGCAGAUGCCGAGCCUGGCCCGACUCCUAUCUUGGCUGGGAACUGGCUGAAUUUGGACCUAUACCCUGGGGGUUGCCACCGGCUGCUGCACCUGUGUGCCCAGCAGCCCUCACCCCUGCUGCAGGUGGAGUUCUUGCAGCUGAGCACCCACGAGAACCCUGGGCUGCUGGAGACCACCCUAGCCCAGGUGCCCUGGAGCCAGCUGUGCCUCCGCUCCCUCGUCCUCAAAGGAGGACAAAGCCGAGGUGCCCUGGGUGCUUGCCUCCGGGGCACCCUGACCACGCUGCCCACUGCCCUAAGUGGCCUGACCCGCCUGGUCCACCUGGACCUGAGCUUCAACAGCCUGGAGACACUGCCGGCCUGUGUCCCACAGCUUCGUGGCCUGGGCACCCUGCUGUUGUCUUACAACCACCUGUCAGAGCUGCCAGAGGCCCUGGGGACCCUGCCCACCCUCAGCUUCCUUGCUGUGACGCACAACCUCCUACAGAGGCUGCCCACAGCACUGGGGGCCCUGGCCAGCCUGCAGCGCCUUGACCUCUCCGAGAAUCUCCUGGACACUCUGCCUCCUGAGAUCGGAGGCCUGAGCAACCUGAGUGAGCUCAAUCUGGCCUCCAACCGGCUUCAAAGCCUCCCAGCUUCCCUUGUGGGAUUGCAGUCCCUGCAGCUCCUUAUUCUGCACAGUAACCUCCUGACCUCAGUGCCUGCUGGCUUGGCCCACCUUCCGUUGCUCACACAGCUGGAUCUGAGGGACAACCAGCUCCGGAACCUGACGCCUGAGCUACUGGACGUCCCCUGUGUACGCCUGCAGGGGAACCCCCUGGGCGAAGCCUCACCAGACUUCCCAACCUCCUCAGGGAUACCCCAAGAUCUGGAGAUGCCUACUCUGUUCCUGACUUCAGAUGUGAACAGCUUCCCUGUAACCCCACAAGGCUGCUCUGUGACGCUAGCCUGCGGUGUCCGCCUGCAGUUCCCAGCCGGGGCCACUGCAGUCCCUGUCACCAUCCACUAUCGGCUGUGGCUGCCAGAGCCAAGACUCGUCUCCCUGGGUCCUCACGACUCUCUGCUCAGCAGUGUCCUGGAGCUGUGGCCACACGGCGUGGCCUUCCAGCAGGAUGUGAGCCUGUGGCUGCUCUUUGUCCCGCCACGGACCCGUCGUUGCCGUGAGGUGGUGGUCAGGACUCGGAGUGAGGACAGCUGGCGGGACCUGGAGACCCACCUGGAGGAAGAGGCCCCAAAGCGGCUCUGGGCUCGCUGCCAGGUACCCCACUUCUCCUGGUUCCUUGUGGUCUUACGCCCUGUGUCCAAUGCCUGCUUGGUACCGCCAGAGGGGACACUGCUGUGCUCCUCGGGUCAUCCGGAAGUCAAGGUCAUCUUCCCUCCAGGGGCCACAGAGGAGCCUCAUCAUGUCUCCAUGCAGGUAGUACGCAUGGCUGGCCGGGAGCUGCGAGCCCUUCUGGGUGAGCCUGAGGCUGCUGUGAGCCCCCUGCUGUGCCUCACACAGCACAGCCCUGCUGGCUUCCUCUGCCCAGUCACCGUGCAGCUGCCCCUACCCCCUGGUGUCACAGGCUUCAGUCUGGACUGCUCCCGCCUGCACCUGCUGUACCGGGCCCCUCCUGCAGCCAACUGGGAUGACAUCACAGCCCAGGUGGCCCUGGAGCUCACACACCUGUACGCGCGCUUCCAGGUCACACGUUUCUCCUGGUACUGGCUGUGGUACACCACCAAGACCUGUGUGGAGGGCCUGGCGCGCAAGGCCUGGGAGCGGCUGCGGCUUCACCGGGUCAACCUCAUCGCUCUGCAGCGCCGCCGGGACCCCGAGCAGGUGCUGUUGCAGUGCCUGCCCCGGAACAAGGUCGAUGCCACCCUGCAUCGGCUGCUGGAGCGCUACCGAGGCCCUGAGCCUUCUGACACUGUGGAGGUGUUUGAGGGCGAGAAGUUCUUUGCUGCCUUCGAGCGGGGCAUUGAAGUGGAUGCUGAUCGCCCAGACUGUGUGGAGGGCCGGAUCUGCUUUGUCUUCUACUCACACUUGAAAAACAUGAAGGAGGUAUACGUGACCACCUCCCUGGACCGGGAGACUCAGGCUGUUCGGGGCCAGGUGUCCUUCUACCGUGGCUCAGUGCCCACAGAGGUGCCACAGGAGGCCGAGGCUGCACGGCGGAGGAAGGGUGCGGACGCCCUGUGGAUGGCCACCCUGCCCAUCAAGCUGCCGAGAUUUCGGAGGUCUGCAGGGCACGGGCAGGGGCCUGGCCUCUCCCUGGUGCCCCUCAACCUGGGUGACGCUGACACUGGCUUUCUGACUCAGAGCAACCUGCUGAGUGUGGCAGGGCGGCUGGGUCCUGACUGGCCAGCUGUGGCCCUCCACCUGGGCCUGCCGUAUCAUGAGCUGGAGCGCAUCCGGCACAAGUUCAGGGAUGACCUGGACGGGCAGAUUCGCCACAUGCUUUUCUCCUGGGCUGAGCGCCAGGCUGGGCAGCUUGGGGCAGUGGGGCGCCUGGUGCAGGCCCUGGAGCAGAGUGACCGGCGGGAUAUAGCUGAUGAGGUGCGGGCAGUCUUGGAGCUUGGCCGCCACAAGUACCAGGACAGCAUUCGUCGCACAGGCUUGGCACUCAAGGACCCUUCCCUGCCAGGCGCUUCCACUUAGCAGCCCCAAGAGCCUGAGCCAGCCUAGGCCACAGGCUUGGAGCUGGCCCUGACUGCCCUGCCCCUGACUGUGCCCUGACAGCACCCCUUGUGCAACAAGCUGCAGUGUGCCCUCUUCCA
This is a messenger RNA of Heterocephalus glaber (naked mole-rat), 3180 nucleotides long. It is a transcript of the gene Pidd1, whose product is annotated as p53-induced death domain protein 1. Gene Ontology annotation, molecular function: protein binding. The record is from RefSeq and is a predicted model, not a curated record. NCBI's taxonomy places the organism in Eukaryota, Metazoa, Chordata, Mammalia, Rodentia, Bathyergidae. Gene Ontology annotation, biological process: signal transduction; apoptotic process; DNA damage response. Gene Ontology annotation, cellular component: cytoplasm.